Spodoptera littoralis (African cotton leafworm) is the source of this 1089-nucleotide messenger RNA. NCBI's taxonomy places the organism in Eukaryota, Metazoa, Arthropoda, Insecta, Lepidoptera, Noctuidae. The record is from the annotation of a GenBank genome assembly.
AUGAUUAGAACAUGCUCGAUUUUCAGAGCCACAGUCAGCUGUAGCUGCCAAUAUCAUAAUACAAUUAGUAAAAUGAAGCUUGUUAAGCUAUCGCAAACAAAUGAUGUGAUGCCCACACUGGGCUUAGGAACAUGGCAGGCUGAACCAUCUAUUGUUAAGUCUACUGUAUAUGCUGCUCUGGAACUAGGAUAUAGGCAUAUUGAUACAGCAUUUAAUUACAAUAAUGAAGAAGCGAUUGGCAGUGCUAUCACCAAAUGGAUUGAUGAUGGAAGAGGAACUCGAACUGAGUUGUUCAUUACCACCAAGCUUCCACAUAUAGCUAACAGGGCUUCUGAUGUCGAGAAAUUCGUAAAUCUUCAACUGCAACGCUUGCAAUUGUCUUAUGUGGAUUUAUAUCUCAUACAUGUACCCUUUGGCUUCAAUUGCGAUCCUGAAACACUAACGCCCAAAGUUAAUCAGGAAGGGAAUUAUGAGUUGGACAUGGCUACAGAUCAUAUAGCGACCUGGAAGAAAUUGGAGGAGUGCCAAAAAUCAGGUCUCAUUCGCAACAUUGGUUUAUCUAAUUUUAAUGAGGAACAAAUAGAGAAAAUUAUGAAACAUGCGACAUUUAAACCACAGGUGUUGCAAGUAGAACUUCACGCCUAUUUCCAGCAAAAUGAAUUACGGAAAUUUUGUGAAAAGCACAACAUUAUUUUAACUGCAUAUGCUCCUCUGGGGAGCCCUGGAGCUAAAAACCACUUUGUCACCAAAUAUAAAUACAGUCCCAAUACGUUCCCUGAUUUGCUGUCUCUACCAGAAGUGGACACAAUGGCCAAAAAAUAUGAGAAGACACCUGCACAAAUAUUACUUCACUUCUUGGUUAAACAAAAAAUUGUUGUUAUUCCAAAGAGUACCAAUUUGGACAGAUUGGAGGAAAAUAAGAAUAUUUAUGACUUUGAAUUGUCAGAAGAAGAAAUGAACACCCUCAUUCGGUUGGAUAAGGGAGAAAAAGGAAGGAUUUUCAACUUUUUAUUCUGGAAAGGAGUAGAAUAUCAUCCUGAAUAUCCGUUCGCGAACGUGAAGAAGCAACUAUCGGAAGACGAUAUUUAA